AUGUCGGAAUUGAAUUCCCCAGAAGGAUAUCCAAAUCUGCCGGGCUCGAAGCCUUCUAGCAAGGCCACCCAUUUAACUGCUAGACAGCUUCACAUCGACGCGCAGAUCACCGAGAAUGCCGAGGACAUCGUGCAAAUAAUCAAUGAUAGCGAAACCAGGAACUUCCAGUUGGGUGUGAUUCUCUUGGUGGUGGCCAUAGGCUCAUGGAUUGUUGGUUUGGAAUUGGUCAAUUCGGUUUUGAAGGGCGAUGAGUACAGAAAGCCGUUCAUGUUCGCAUGGUACACAGGCUCGUGCUUCUCGUUGAACUUGACCCCCGACCUUUAUGGGUUUAUUAAAAGUAAAAUCGUAGGCACUACCAGUGGAUCUGGUAGUGAUGUAGCACAGGUUUCGGAGACAGACCCGUUGCUUCUGGACGCUGCUGCUGCCUCCCCACGCUCGUUGACUUCGUCCGAGAAGAUGUCGCUCGAUGAGGGCCCCACUGAGUUGAGCCGCCAGGAAGUUGCAGUGCUAGCCAUUGAGAUAUCUAUCAUCUAUUUUGCCUACAACAUAUUCGUAAUGGAAGCGUUGCAGUAUACAUCAGCGUCGAACCAGACUGUUUUGGGCUCCACGACGUCGAUUUUCACCCUCUUCAUUGGCCACUACUUGAAGAUUGAUAAGUUCACUGCCAAGAAGUUGAUCUGUAUCUUCAUCAGUUUGGCUGGGGUUAUCUUCAUCAAUUGGAGUGAAUCUGGGAAGGAGAGUGACGGAGGUUCCAAAUUUGAACCAAGCAACCCGAUUUUGGGUAAUUUCUUGGCAAUCUUAGGAGCCUUGAUGUAUGCCCUCUACCUUAUUAUCAUGAAAAUUAAAUGUGGGACUGGCAAGAAGACGACCAACGAAAGGAAGUUGUUCGGCUGGAUUGGCGUCUGCCAGUUCUUCUUGGGGAUUCCAGUCUUGAUCUAUGUUCAUUACAAAGGAAUUGAGGAGUUUGAGUUCCCACCACCUUCGAAUGCGAUUUUGUUUCUGGUCGGUGUCAAUGGUGUGCUCUCGUUCAUCUCUGAUUAUGCCACCAUUUUGGCCAUGUUGCUCACGAGUCCUCUCGUUACUUCGUUGUCCUUGACUUCAGCAAUCCCAAUUACCAUUUUUAUUGACUUUGUAGUUGCCCGCUUCACUGGGGGGAAAGGUAAUGGCGGUGACACUGAAAGCAACUUCAUAUACUUCUUGGGAAUUAUAAGCAUUUUGGUCUCUGUCAUUUUGAUUAACGUGAAUCUCACCACGGAGAAUGAUUUGAUUAACGAAUUCAUAGAAGAGGCUUUAGAAGAGGCUAUAAGGGAAGACGAAGUGCUUUCUCCUGUCCUCUCCCCGUUGUUAUCUCCAAAAUCUCCUUACACAGCUAACUCUCCUUUCCUAGCUGCUGGCAUUAGUGGUAGCAUUGAGGCCAACCAACCAGUUGGAGUCAAUUUCCAGACGAUUAUGAAGUCUUUCUCCCCCAAGCCUAAAUCAGCACCAGUUCCUCAACAACCGGUAUCAGGAUUUCUGUUACCACAAAGUCAAAUCGAAGGUUUCAAUUCAAUCAAUGCAGCAACAGACGUAGCAGUUCCAGAUGGAAAAUUAUUGGUCUACGGAGGUGAGAACCAUCACUACCACGUCAAGAACUUGUACCCGAACCAGAGCUCCAAUCGAUCGGAUUCAACUAACGACAAUACUUCAUAUUAG
Molecule: messenger RNA, 1692 nt
Organism: Dujonia railenensis
Lineage: Eukaryota; Fungi; Ascomycota; Pichiomycetes; Serinales; Debaryomycetaceae
Source: the annotation of a GenBank genome assembly